GUGAUGCUUUUGACCAGGACAGGAGCACUGGACAGACGUGUCCCGCACCUCCACUCACGCAACUCCAGACAAAGUGGAGUCUGGCCCUCACCUCCUUGGUCUCAGUCCUGACACGGAAAGGUUGAGAAUUUUGUUGUUGUUUUUUUUGUUUAAAAAAAUAAAAAUAAAAGUGGUUUAUAGAGGGAUAUCAGAAACCCUGCAAAAUGACAGCUGUCGAGUCGCAAGUGCAAUACAACACCACGUACACGGUGACGACGAAUGAAUACAUGAUUCAGGAGGAGGACUGGGACAGGGACCUGCUGCUGGACCCUGCCUGGGAGAAACAGCAGAGGAAGACAUUCACAGCCUGGUGUAACUCUCACCUGCGGAAGGCUGGCACUCAGAUCGAGAAUAUCGAAGAGGACUUCAGAAAUGGCCUCAAGCUCAUGCUGCUGCUCGAGGUCAUCUCAGGUGAAAGAUUGCCCAAGCCCGAUAAAGGCAAGAUGCGUUUCCACAAAAUCGCCAACGUGAACAAAGCUCUGGAUUACAUCUGCAGCAAGGGAGUCAAACUGGUGUCUAUUGGAGCUGAAGAGAUUGUUGAUGGUAAUGUGAAAAUGACUCUUGGAAUGAUCUGGACCAUCAUCCUUCGUUUUGCUAUCCAGGACAUCUCAGUGGAAGAGACCUCGGCUAAAGAGGGUCUGUUGCUGUGGUGCCAGAGGAAGACUGCCCCCUACAGGAAUGUUAACGUACAGAAUUUCCACAUCAGCUGGAAGGAUGGCCUGGCUCUGUGCGCCCUCAUCCACAGGCACAGACCUGACCUGAUUGACUACUCCAAACUGAGAAAGGACGACCCCAUUGGAAACUUGAACACAGCAUUCGAGGUGGCUGAGAAAUUUCUGGACAUCCCCAAAAUGUUGGACGCAGAAGAUAUUGUGAACACUCCUAAGCCUGAUGAGAAGGCCAUCAUGACCUACGUGUCCUGCUUCUAUCACGCCUUCGCUGGAGCUGAGCAGGCUGAAACUGCCGCUAACAGGAUUUGUAAAGUUCUGGCAGUGAAUCAGGAGAAUGAGAGGCUGAUGGAGGAGUAUGAGAAACUGGCCAGUGAGUUGUUGGAGUGGAUCCGUCGGACGAUCCCAUGGCUGGAGAACCGUGUUGCCGAGCAGACCAUGCGUGCCAUGCAGCAGAAGCUGGAGGACUUCAGAGAUUACCGCCGUGUGCACAAGCCACCACGCGUACAGGAAAAAUGCCAGCUGGAAAUCAACUUCAACACCCUGCAGACCAAACUGAGGCUCAGCAACAGACCUGCCUUCAUGCCCUCUGAAGGAAAGAUGGUUUCGGAUAUUGCCAAUGCAUGGAAAGGUUUGGAGCAGGUUGAGAAAGGCUACGAGGAGUGGCUGCUGACUGAGAUUCGCCGUCUGGAAAGACUGGACCACUUGGCCGAAAAGUUCAAGCAGAAGUGCAAUCUCCAUGAGUCCUGGACUACAGGAAAGGAAGACUUGCUGUCUCAGAAGGACUAUGAAUCUGCAUCUCUGAUGGAGAUCAGGGCUCUUAUGAGGAAGCACGAGGCGUUUGAGAGUGACCUCGCCGCCCACCAGGACAGAGUAGAGCAGAUCGCCGCCAUCGCCCAGGAGCUCAAUGAGCUGGAUUACCACGAUGCUACUAGUGUGAACGCUCGCUGCCAGGCCAUCUGUGACCAGUGGGACAACCUGGGCACUCUGACCCAGAAGAGAAGGGAUGCUCUGGAGCGUGUGGAAAAACUGUGGGAAACUAUCGACCAGCUGUACCUGGAGUUCGCCAAAAGGGCGGCGCCGUUUAACAACUGGAUGGACGGAGCUAUGGAGGAUCUGCAGGACAUGUUUAUCGUACACAGCAUUGAGGAGAUCCAGAGUUUGAUCACAGCUCAUGACCAGUUUAAAGCCACUCUCCCAGAGGCAGAUAAAGAGCGUAUGGCCAUCAUGGGUAUCAUAAGCGAGAUCAUGAAGAUCGCUCAGACCUACGGCAUCAAACUGUCUGGAAUCAACCCAUACACCAACCUCAGUCCUCAGGACAUCACUAACAAGUGGGAUACGGUGAAGCAGCUGGUGCCGCUAAGAGACCAGAUGCUUCAGGAGGAAGUGGCCAGGCAGCAAUCCAACGAGAGGCUGAGGCGACAGUUUGCUGCUCAGGCCAAUAUCAUUGGACCCUGGAUUCAAACCAAGAUGGAGGAGAUCGGCCAUGUGUCUGUGGACAUUGCUGGCUCUCUGGAGGAACAGAUGAACAACUUGAAGAAUUAUGAGCAGAACAUCAUCAACUAUAAAUCCAACAUCGACAGACUGGAGGGAGAUCACCAGCUCAUUCAGGAGGCGCUCAUCUUCGACAACAAGCACACAAACUACAGCAUGGAGCAUAUUCGCGUGGGCUGGGAGCAGCUGCUCACCACCAUUGCUCGCACCAUCAAUGAGGUGGAGAACCAGAUCCUGACCCGCGAUGCCAAGGGCAUCAGCCAGGAACAACUCAACGAGUUCAGAGCCUCCUUCAACCACUUCGACAGGAAGAGAAAUGGCAUGAUGGAUCCCGACGAUUUCCGCGCCUGUCUCAUCUCCAUGGGCUACGAUCUGGGUGAGGUGGAGUUUGCCCGCAUCAUGACUCUGGUGGACCCCAACAAUACAGGCGUGGUCACCUUCCAGGCCUUCAUCGACUUCAUGACUCGCGAGACAGCCGAGACGGACACAGCCGAGCAAGUGAUGGCCUCUUUCAAGAUCCUGGCUUCCGACAAGUCCUACAUCACAGUGGAGGAGUUGCGCAGGGAGCUUCCCCCAGAGCAGGCCGAGUACUGCAUCAGCCGCAUGACCAAGUACGUCGGGCCGGACAUCCCUGCAGGCGCUCUCGACUACAUCUCCUUCUCCAGUGCCCUCUAUGGCGAGAGCGACUUAUAAAAGUCCCUCUUCUCUCCUCUUUACUCUUCCCUGCCAUUUAUCUCCUUAUCACCUCUUGAUUUACCCCUUUCUUUACCCUCAUGUCACUCUCCUUCUUUCUUCCUGUGAAAUCAUAAUCUAAGAAAGUGAUGUAUAAUGACCCUGCCUUCUUAAUCCCUCCCUUUUCUUCUACAUGUCCUGUGUGCAUAUAGAUUUAUUUCUCUCCUUUUUCUUCCGCCUUUAAUCUCUUGCUGUAGUGUUUAAUAAGGAGAAAGAGCACAGUAGAAUCACCAGCUCUAAUGUAACACCUACAGUCUUAAUAUUUUUCUCCACGAUACUCUGUACGUGUUCAUUCACCACUGGAGAUUGUACCAUGUGUAACCUCCUCUUGUCAUCCUCCUCCUUGGACCUGUUCUUCCUUUCUGUAUCUCUCUCUCUCUCUGUCUCUGUCUCUCUGUCUCUCUGUCUUCCCCCUAAACGCAUUCAUGUGUGUGAGCUGUGAUCCUCCUCCCACGCCAGCCCUGAGCCGCAGAGCCCUGAACUGAAGGCAGAACUAAAGGAGGAAUGCUUUGCUUCUCUGGAAUUGCACACUUUAAUAAAUCUGAUUCUGAUUCUUUAAUGUCUGAUCAGUUUCAGAAUCUAAAAAAACAAAUAAGACCAUAGAUACGAUACAAAUGACACUAAACUCACGUGACUUCCACAAAACCCUAAUUAUGGUCCUGUGCCUCGAGUGUCUAAACUUGCCCGGUGCUGUCACUGUGCCUCGUGCUGCUGAACUCGCAUCAGUUCCGUGUAAUCUUCUCCAAGUCACACUCAGCAGAUUUCCAGAGCAAACCCCCUCCCGAGGUUCUAGUCUCUAAGCUGCAUCUUUAUAACUCACUAUGUACCGAAGCAGUCGAAAUGUUCCUGGGCUCUCACAGUCUCGCACGCUGUCGUCAUGUCUGUAGAAAUCAUUCAUCACUUCUAUUUCUAUUUCUCUUCUUUCUUUUUUUUGUAUGUCUUCAUUUGGUCAGUUCACAAAUGUAUUUCUUGUGAAAGUGCAAAAAAGGAAAUCAAUCAUAUAGUUAUUAUUAUCUGAGUAAUUGUGACGUUAUAAGAGUGAGGAAUCGAAGUCUGGGAAUUUUAAGGUGUUAACGGUAGCAAAUGGAUGCAGAGAUCCUGGUGUGAAAAAUGUGUCUGAAUUAACAACGUAUGCAGGUUAGAGAGCUGAAGACGACGCUGUGGUUUCAGACAGACUGAGAUUUGGAAAGCAGUGAAUAAAAAAAACUGUUAUGGCUGAAUGAA
Molecule: messenger RNA, 4157 nt
Organism: Tachysurus fulvidraco (yellow catfish)
Lineage: Eukaryota; Metazoa; Chordata; Actinopteri; Siluriformes; Bagridae
Gene: actn3b
Product: actinin alpha 3b
Exons: 21
Coding region: 204-2894 (896 amino acids)
Biological process (GO): muscle cell development; actin cytoskeleton organization
Cellular component (GO): cell projection; cortical actin cytoskeleton; plasma membrane
Molecular function (GO): actin filament binding; calcium ion binding
Source: RefSeq, a predicted model, not a curated record